This is a messenger RNA of Penicillium vulpinum, 1626 nucleotides long. Its product is annotated as glycoside hydrolase family 18 protein. Gene Ontology annotation, cellular component: extracellular region. Gene Ontology annotation, molecular function: chitinase activity. NCBI's taxonomy places the organism in Eukaryota, Fungi, Ascomycota, Eurotiomycetes, Eurotiales, Aspergillaceae. Gene Ontology annotation, biological process: carbohydrate metabolic process. The transcript has 5 exons. The record is from RefSeq and is a predicted model, not a curated record. Bases 1 to 1626 code for a protein of 541 amino acids.
AUGCGUCGCUAUCGGAGCCUCCUUCCUUGGUCUAUUUUGUUGGCUUCACUUGGAGGAGCAGAGGCCAAGCUAGACUUGAACUCGGCCAGCAACAUCGUUGUUUACUGGGGCCAAAAUUCGUUUAAUGGAAAGGGGGACCAGGCACAGCAACCCCUGGCACACUAUUGUGAUAAUGAUGACAUUGAUGUGAUCCCAAUGGCGUUCAAUAUGAUGGUCAAUGGCCCAGGAGGCGCUCCAGAGAUUGAUUUCUCUGUUACCAGCAAGGACUGCGAUGUGUUCGAAGGCACCUCAUUGAAAAAUUGUCCUUCAAUUGCCAAGGACAUCAAGACGUGCCAAGAGAAGGACAAGACUAUUCUUCUUUCAAUCGGUGGAGCCACCUACAGCGAGGGGGGCUUCAAGUCAGAACAAGAUGCCAAGGAUGGUGCGAGACUGAUGUGGGAGACCUUUGGGCCCAAACAAGAGGGUUCCGACGCGCUUCGUCCCUUCGGUGAUGUCGCCCUGGAUGGGUUCGACUUUGACUUUGAGGCCAAUGUGGAACAUAUGGCCGAUUUCGCCAACGAGCUGCGCUCACUGAUGGAGGCAGAUAAGACCGAGCAGAAGUUUUUUUUGACAGCAGCACCUCAAUGUCCUUACCCUGACCAGGCAGACAAAGAUAUCCUCAACGGCCCUGUUUACAUUGACGCCAUCUGGGUACAGUUCUACAACAAUUAUUGUGGCGUCAACAACUUCAACACCGACAGCUCAAGCAGCAAGUACAACUUCGAAGAAUGGGAUAAUUGGGCGAAGACGGUGUCAAAGAACAAAGAUGUAAAGGUUAUCGUCGGCGUGCCAGCAUUCACUACUGCUGCUAGCACGGGAUAUAUCCCGUCAUCCGAGUUGGCGAAGGUAAUCGAAUAUACGAAGAAGUUUGAGAAUUUUGGCGGUGUUAUGAUGUGGGAUGCCACACAGGCCUACGCCAAUGAAGGAUUUAUUAAGGACGUGCGCAAAAGCCUGGGCCCUGCGAAUGAUUCCGGUUCGUCGCCGUCCGAUCCGGUGUCAAGCUCGGCAUCUGAUUCUACGUCCACUGACUCAACGAAGCCAACCACGAAAACAACCACGAAGUCGCCAUCUUCCAAUGUACCCGACUCCUCACACUCGUCUUCCUCCUCCUCAUCUGUGUCUGCUUCGCACAAGGCGGAUGAAGAAAUCACUAUCAAGGAACACAAGCCAGUCGUUACGGUUACUAUGACCACCACCAUUACCGUCACCGUUGCCGACAGUGAGAAAACGCCCGUCGCUUCCGUUACGAAACCCCAUCCGCCUACUGUCGCCGCUACAACCGCAGAACCAAAGCCUGAAAGUAACGAUGCAAAGUCGACUGUUGCUGCAGAGACAACUACACGGCCCCAGGCCUCCAAACCUACGACUGUGGUUCCCACAUCAACUGCUAGCCCGCAGAAUGAGCACGACUUGCAGAGCAAUCACAAUGAGUCAACUGAUCAAUCAGGCACCAAUCAUCUUACCUCCAUCCUCGGCAACGACCUUCUUAGUUUGCUCGAUGGCAUCCGUAAGGCGAACCAGAUUGCUCGCGGCGCGACUCGUGCCAUAGUCAACAAUCUCCGACAUGCUCACCGCAACAGUAUCUGA